CAAAAACAAAAUUUCAAUAUUUCUAUUUCAAUCCAUUCUCUAGAGAGAAGAUAUGGCAAGCUUGAAAGUUGCAUGUGUGGUUGCAUUGAUGUGCAUGGUGGUUGUUACUGCACCCAUGGCAGAGGCUGCAAUCUCAUGCGGUGCAGUAACUGGUUACCUUGGCCCAUGCAUUUCUUAUCUUAAGGGUGGUCCUGGUCCUUCGUUGCAAUGCUGUGGUGGAGUGAAGAAACUUAACGCGGCGGCCCAAACUACCCCCGCCCGUAAGGCCGCUUGCAACUGCUUGAAAGAUGCUGCUGGUUCCACUCCUGGUUUAAAUGCCAAUAAUGCUGCUACUCUCUCUGCCAAAUGUGGUCUUUCCCUUCCCUACAAGUUUGGCCCUAAUACCGAUUGUACUAGCAUCAGGCUCUAAAGAGAGUGUAUGAGAUGAGAGGAAGAAGCAGAUAGCAUGGGGCUUCUUUCUAUCUCACUAUUAUAACUAAAUAAAUGAAGGGCAAUGAAGGCUCAACCUAUGCGAGUUUCCUUAUGUUUUAUGUAUAAUUAUAAUUGUGGUGUGCAGUGAAUUAUUUCCCAGUUUGUUUGUGGCAUUGAUAUAUAAUAAAGACAUAUGAUAUACUAUUCCAUGCUAUAUGUAUAUUUAUUGUUACAGUGUGCUAUUCUUACACUUAA
Molecule: messenger RNA, 666 nt
Organism: Vicia villosa (hairy vetch)
Lineage: Eukaryota; Viridiplantae; Streptophyta; Magnoliopsida; Fabales; Fabaceae
Product: non-specific lipid-transfer protein 1-like
Exons: 2
Coding region: 53-409 (118 amino acids)
Biological process (GO): lipid transport
Cellular component (GO): membrane
Molecular function (GO): lipid binding
Source: RefSeq, a predicted model, not a curated record